CCUGCUUAUACUCGCACAAAACCUACUCGGUUUCUUCUCUUUGAACAACAAUGGCUUCCUCUGUAACCCCAACACCAAUUUUGAAAGAUGAACUCGAUAUCGUCAUACCCACGAUUCGAAACCUUGAUUUCCUAGAGAUGUGGAGGCCAUUCUUUCAACCUUACCAUCUAAUCAUCGUACAAGAUGGCGAUCCUUCAAAGGUCAUCAAAGUCCCCGAAGGCUUCGAUUACGAGCUCUAUAAUCGUAACGAUAUCAACAGAAUCCUGGGUCCUAAAGCUUCUUGUAUCUCCUUCAAGGAUUCUGCUUGUCGUUGCUUUGGUUACAUGGUGUCGAAGAAGAAGUACAUCUUCACCAUUGACGACGAUUGCUUUGUUGCAAAAGACCCAUCUGGAAACGACAUCAACGCACUCGAACAACACAUCAAGAACCUCCUCUCUCCAUCAACCCCCUUCUUCUUCAACACCCUCUACGAUCCAUACAGAGAAGGCACAGAUUUCGUCCGUGGGUACCCCUUCAGCCUCCGUGAAGGUGUCCCCACCGCAGUCUCCCAUGGCCUCUGGCUCAACAUCCCUGACUACGACGCCCCAACUCAACUAGUCAAACCCCGCGAAAGAAACACCAGGUUUGUAGACGCAGUUUUAACAAUUCCAAAAGGAACCCUAUUCCCGAUGUGUGGAAUGAACCUUGCUUUUGAUCGAGAACUCAUAGGCCCUGCAAUGUACUUUGGUCUAAUGGGCGAUGGUCAACCAAUUGGUCGCUAUGAUGACAUGUGGGCAGGGUGGUGUAUGAAGGUGAUCUGUGAUCAUAUGGGGUGGGGGGUGAAGACUGGUUUACCCUACAUUUGGCAUAGUAAAGCUAGCAACCCUUUUGUGAAUUUGAAAAAAGAAUACAAAGGGAUUUAUUGGCAGGAGGAGUUGAUCCCAUUUUUUCAGGCGACCACCCUACCAAAAGAGUGCACCACCGUGCAAAGCUGCUACAAGGAGCUUUCAAAGCAGGUGAAAGCUAAGCUUGGGAAGGUUGAUGACUAUUUCAACAAGCUUGCUGAUGCUAUGCUGACGUGGAUUGAAGCUUGGGAUGAGCUUAAUCCAUCUGGUCAACAAGUUGUUAAUGGGAAGUGAAGUUUAGGGUUUGAAUUUUGAAACAUUGAAGUUGAUCCAUAGUUGAAUUAUUUGGUAGUAUUGCAUUAGGUUUAUUAAUGAAUUAUUUAUAUUUGAGUUAUUUUUGUAAGGUAUUUGAGCAUUUGAAUUUUUGGAGUAUGGAGGGUUAUGAUGAGGAUAUUUAUUAUUAUAUAUAAUACCUUUUGGGAUUGAUUUUGUUCA
Lactuca sativa (garden lettuce) is the source of this 1319-nucleotide messenger RNA. RefSeq names its product putative UDP-arabinopyranose mutase 2. Lineage: Eukaryota; Viridiplantae; Streptophyta; Magnoliopsida; Asterales; Asteraceae. Gene Ontology annotation, cellular component: cytosol; Golgi apparatus. Gene Ontology annotation, biological process: UDP-L-arabinose metabolic process; plant-type cell wall organization or biogenesis. Gene Ontology annotation, molecular function: UDP-arabinopyranose mutase activity. The record is from RefSeq and is a predicted model, not a curated record.